Symbiodinium natans is the source of this 1845-nucleotide messenger RNA. The record is from the annotation of a GenBank genome assembly. Lineage: Eukaryota; Dinophyceae; Suessiales; Symbiodiniaceae.
AUGAUCCCGGAUGUCAACGUGCUUGCGAUUGAUUUGGCUGGUUUGUUCCGGUCGGGGUACGACGAGCGUAUCAGUAAAGUGAAAUACAUGCUGCAAGCAGUUUUUGUCCUCCCAGACCUCAAGGCCUUGAAAACCAGAGACCAAAGCCAGGACCCAAAAGGCCAUGAAAACCCAGAAGCUGGAGGUCUCCAGAACCCAGGAGCUACAGUUGCAUCAGGUGCUGACGCUAUCCUGAGUUCACCUUCCUAUGCUCCCACUAGCGAUGAGGAACUUGAGGUCCCCUCGCGGGUACGUAAGGUGCGGCUGAGCCCGGUUGGUGUUGGUGAGGAUUUGAGUUCUUUGCCAGAGCGGCUCGAUAGUGAGGAAGGGGUACAAGAUCUCAUUGGGGACCAGGACAAGGAUGAUAUUUUUGGCGUCAGCGAUGACGAGAGGGAGGAAAAACCUGAAUCCAAAGGACCCCCAAAACCUAUGGAUGAUGCAGGGGUUCAUCUCCUUAGCGAGUUGCCGGUGAUUGAGCUUACCUUUUGCGAACCCCUGAAAUCCAAAGCCUCAAAGGAAGUUCUUACUGCUAUUCGAAAAAUAGAGACAAGAAUCCACUCUUUGGGUUUCAAAGUGCAACGUAUCCACUCGGACGCAGGGUUGGAGUUUCAAAACAAGCACCUAGCGGAGUGGGCGGCGUCCCGGCAGAUUUUGCUGUCAAACACGUUGGGGGAUAACUGGCGCAGCAACGGCCGUGCUGAACGCUCCAUUGCGAUGGCCAAGCAACUCACUAGGACCCAUCUUUUGGCCACGAAGUUGGAUAAGGACUUGUGGCCAUUGGCGUGGCGCUGGGCCACAGAACAUCGGCUACGGGAGGGCCUAAAAAGGUUAGGUCAGACGGUGGUGCCGAUGGUGCCAUUUGGGUGCAAGGUGUAUGUGCGUCAGAGAUCUUGGAGGCUGAAAAACCAGUGGUCAGAGCGGGUGGUGCCAGCUGUGGUGCUGGCUCCCGUUUAUGGGGUGCCGCAAGCGUGGGUGAUUCGCACAGAUGAGGGGGAGUUUUUUGCUACCACGAUAAUCUUUAGGGACGUUCUCACGUGCCCCAACCCUCCAGCGUAUGUUCCCGCUGCCACCACCCACAGCGCUCAAUCGCCGUUGUCUACGGAUGCCCCAGCGGCUCCCACACAUCAGAGGGAGCCCGCUCGACGGAUAAGGCUGAAGACGAGGCUAGCCCGUCUGCAUAGCCAUUUUUUGUCUGAAGAUGAACAUGCUGCAGUGAUAGCUGCCACGCAACCUUUUGCCUUCAAUCGAGCUUUGGAGUUCCUGAAGGCCUCAGCGUGGGUGAAAUCCAAGGCGAGUUGCUCUGCCACUACAAGGGAUGGGAUGCAGGGUACCUGGGGACUCUUUCGGCAUGGAGGGCAGGUGGGACUGACAAACAUGACACGACUCCCUGGGUUUGCCCGCUUACUGGCUGCUGUCAUCCGGACCGUAGCGCCAGGGGUUUCGUUUACCACCGUAGCCCUAUUUACGCAAGGAAACGUUGGCCCGCACCGCGACAUCAAUAACAUCCCCAACUCCAACGUUCUGUAUCCAAUUUGCCUUCCCAAACCAGGGAUGUACGUUUGGUCGCAGCUACAAAUGGGUGAUCAGUUGUCAGGACCUGUAGAAGUUCGGGCGGUGCCCGGCGGCGAGUUGCAAGCUGGACAGGUGCGUUGGUUGCGGGAGCGUGAGCCGCUUCAGCUCAAUGCGAAAUCCUGGCAUUCGGCCCAGGUUCUUGGUCAGACGAUGCUGAUGAUGCUCAUCAGGGGGGAGAGGGUGGUAUGCUGGAGGAGGGAGCGCGUCAUGUCGAAGCACGUCACCCCCCGAUAA